Myzus persicae (green peach aphid) is the source of this 765-nucleotide messenger RNA. RefSeq names its product protein ALP1-like. The record is from RefSeq and is a predicted model, not a curated record. Bases 1 to 765 code for a protein of 254 amino acids. NCBI's taxonomy places the organism in Eukaryota, Metazoa, Arthropoda, Insecta, Hemiptera, Aphididae. The transcript has a single exon.
AUGCCUCUACCAACAAAAGAAAAGUGGGUUGAAAUUAUACAAGGAUUUGAAAGGCACGCCAACUUUCCCAACUGUAUCGGUGCAGUUGAUGGCAAACACAUCCGAGUUGUUAAGCCAAUUGACAGUGGAUCGUUGUUUUAUAAUUAUAAGAAUUAUUUUUCGAUACUUUUAAUGGCAGUUUGUGACAGCCAUUACAAUUUUACAUUUGUUGAUAUUGGUUCGUUUGGAAAAUGUGCUGACUCGACAGUAUUUAGAGACUCUGUUUUUUACAAAAAACUUAUGAAUAAUGAAUUAAAUAUACCAGAAGACCAACCAUUAACAUUUACAGAAACUCCAAUUUUGCCAAAUGUUUUAAUUGGUGAUGAAGGUUUUGGUGUCUCUACAAAACUUUUACGUCCUUUUGGAGGUAAAAAUUUGUCGGUAAAAAAAAGAAUAUUUAAUUAUCGGUUAAGCAGAGCAAGGCGGUACAUUGAAUGUACCUUUGGAAUACUAACUAAUAAAUGGCGGAUAUUUCAUCGACCUUUAAACGUUUCGAUGGAACUUACAGAAGAAAUUGUCAAAGCAUGCUGUGUAUUGCAUAACUUCGUAAGAGCAAGGGAUGGAGUGCAAUUUGAUGAUAUACUGACAGUUAAUGGGUUUGAUGAAAUGCAUAGUCCAUCUUCCACUAUUCUAGGAGGCAGAACAGCAAAUGAUAUUAGAGAUCAAUUUGCAGAUUAUUUUAUUUCUCCAGAAGGAGAAUUGCCAUGGCAAUACACAAAUAUUUAA